AUGAUGCCGUUGGCACCGACCCCCAUCGUGGCGGUGCCCUCCAAGCCCAAGAUCGGCUUCUCCAUCGACUCCAUCGUGGGGCAGAGCCCCCAGCACUCGCCGGUGCACUUCUCCGAGGGCUCGGCGCCGCUCUCGCCCUCCAGCGAUGACAACCAGCCGCGGUCGCCCGCCUCCCCCAAGCCGCCCAUCAUGGUGCCGGGCAUCCCGGCGCACUCGCUGGUGAGGCCCAGCCCCACCUACGACCCCAACCUGGUGCCCAAGAACGGCUUCCUCCAGCCGGAGAUGGUGCACAACCACCAGCAGCAUCCCUUCGCCUUGGCGGCGCACUUCCAGGGAGCGGCGCUGGCGGCGGCGCUCAGCUCCGGACAGCACGGCUUCCCGCAGCCGUCGCCGCUCGCCACCCACCAGCCCCGGGACAGCUACCCCCUGUAUCCCUGGCUGCUCUCCAGGCACGGCAGGAUCUUCCCCCACAGGUUCCCGGGAGGACCGGACAUUCCCGGCUUCCUCCUGCAGCCCUUCAGGAAACCAAAGAGAAUACGGACGGCGUUUAGUCCGUCGCAACUGCUCAAGCUCGAGCACGCUUUCGAGAAAAAUCACUAUGUCGUAGGUGCGGAACGAAAGCAGCUUGCACAGUCGUUAUCGCUGACUGAAACUCAGGUGAAGGUGUGGUUCCAGAACCGGCGGACGAAGCACAAGCGGAUGCAGCAGGAGGAAGAGGCGAAGACGAGCCAGGGCGGGAACAAGUCGGGCUCGCAGGGCGGCCAGCAGAACAGCCACCACGUCAACAAGUGGAAGCAGGAGACGGGGGAUGACGGCCAAUACGGGGAGUACAUCGACAUGGACAUGGACGAGGAGUGUGUGAGUGAUGUAGAGAGUGAAACAUAA
Molecule: messenger RNA, 885 nt
Organism: Tribolium castaneum (red flour beetle)
Lineage: Eukaryota; Metazoa; Arthropoda; Insecta; Coleoptera; Tenebrionidae
Gene: Ems
Product: empty spiracles
Exons: 3
Coding region: 1-885 (294 amino acids)
Biological process (GO): regulation of transcription by RNA polymerase II; central nervous system development; neuron differentiation
Cellular component (GO): nucleus
Molecular function (GO): DNA-binding transcription factor activity, RNA polymerase II-specific; RNA polymerase II cis-regulatory region sequence-specific DNA binding
Source: RefSeq, marked provisional